AUGGAUCUUGCUCAGUAUAUCCACAUCCAUACAGAGGCGGCGGCGAGCAGAUAUGUUGGUGCUGCUGGUCUCCUUUCCCUAGUCUAUGACCAUCUCCUCACGAUAGACGACGAAAUCGAGUACGUCUGGAAGGCGAGAUGGACCGUACCCAAGUUCCUCUUCCUCUUAACAAGAUACUCGGUCCCCUUAGUUCUUGUCCUACACACGCUUCAGUUAGGGGGUAUGCACGACCUAAGCGCCGAUACAUUGUGCGUUAUCCUUCUGAUAUACGAGAUUGGCGUAUUUCAUACCGUUUUUCUUCUGUAUAGCUGCCAAGUAUGGUUCCUAAUCGCAGUAUGCCUCGGCAUCGUUUCGACAGGCACAGGAAACUUCCUGGUCCUGGCACGUCUAUGGGUGGUAUGGGGGCGCAACCGGUGUCGCAUCCUCUUCACGAUGGGCCUCUUCGUAUUCGCACAGUUCGGAACGCUUGUAUGCGCCAUCGUUGUCCUCGUCAAGACGAGUCCAUCCAUGACAUUUGAACGCGACCUCCGACUAUGCAAGAUCCAACGGCGGAGUAUUCUGGGCGCUUUAUACGCUCCUGCGGUCGUCUUUGACGGUAUGGCGCUGGUCGCUAUUUGCUGGAACGCGUUAUCCCAGCCAAGAGUUAAGCAGAGGGCGUUAUUGGAGUAUCUGAGGGGCGAUCAUUUUGUUUUCAUUCUCCUUCUAUUCCUCAUGAGGUUAACGAAUUUCGCGACGACGCUCUUCGGCCCACUCAACAUCGUCUUCCUCGGUGUAUGCUUCAUCUGGUCAAUAACCACCACCACUGUCUCUCGACUGAUCCUCGACCUUCGGAAGAACCCAGUCGCACGACCGGUUGUGGUAGACGACGUCAACGACACCUCAUACUUGAAGCUAUAA
Cyclocybe aegerita is the source of this 897-nucleotide messenger RNA. Lineage: Eukaryota; Fungi; Basidiomycota; Agaricomycetes; Agaricales; Hemipholiotaceae. The record is from the annotation of a GenBank genome assembly.